ACAUGGCAUACCUUAGAACAUAUUGACGUCAUUGUUUGUUCAAGACUCAUGACCAGACUUCCUGAUAUGACGUCACAUGUCGACUUCGGACACAAACUCUCCUUCAUUUUGGCACCGCCGAAGCAGGCGCAUGGGCCAUGACACAACAAACGAGUCCUGUACUCGCACAAUCUUAAGUUAGUACUUCGGAAAGACAAGUUGUAUAGAGUUUGAGAAGUUGUGCUUAACGCACGGGGCACGCACACCAUACUUUCAUAGGACCGUACGGUGGAUUCUAUAGGUCACCAGGCUUAUCCAAACAAGGAAACGGUGGAUCGCAACUGGUAACCCCAAAGGUGGAUAGGAGCGUGCAUACUGGUGUUAGGAACUCGCACUAGACUUCUUCAAGUUAUACAAGGCAACCUGGGAUUCGAACCAUCGACCUUCGGAGUUACUGCUAACCCCUGGUCAUCAUGGCAGCAUCAUGUCGGUUGCUACAAACGGCUCUGAUCGUCAUGUUUCUGUCUCCCACACUGGUAAGAGAUGUGCUCGGACAAACAGGAAUCCAAAAUGGCGGCACCGUUAACGUCACAUGCACAGCGGGCUCCAACGCCGAUCUACAGUUGACUCCCGUACUGCCACCUGGUAUCACACCACUGUUCCAAAGAUGGACGAAGCUACCAGACACAGGGAUCGCCGUCAGGGACGACAUUGUGCACAUUUCCGACGAUUACCAGGGACGGGUAGAAUUGUAUGGAGACGCAAGCUUGCGGUUGAAAGACGUCACACCUUCCGAUUCCGGCACUUACCGGCUCUACAUGGUGUCGUCUGAUGGCCUUUCACAGACGUUGGAGCGGUCUCUUCAAGUCCUUGCUAUGCCAACAACCGAGACAACUCCAGGAGCAAUGACGGCACCACUCACUACUUCUUCAGUGCACGUGGAGAACGAUGUUUACUUUCUCGGUGUCACCGAGGUUAUCGCGGGCGAGGCAGUGCAGCUGAACUGGACCUACAGCAUCCGCCCUGGCAUCGUCAAACUUCACGAGGUCUGGAAGGGUCCGGGUGGAAACCACAUCAUUCGCCGAAUAGGGAAUCAAGUACUCUGUUACGAUGAGUACAAAGGACGGGUGGGUCUCAUUGGCGAUAACAUCCUACUGCUGAACGCAACGCGCCCAGCAGAUGCAGGAAGUUAUACCACCACGGCUUACUUCUCCGAUACAUCUGUACAUGUAGCGGAGAGACAACUCAUCGUCCACUAUGCUCCCGACGUACAACUAAUCAAGUUCCAGGUGGGGUACAUAUUUGACAACGUAACGAAGCUUACGGUAUGGGUAGGGGAAACCGUGAGGCUGCGAGCAAUAGCCGACUGUGUCCCCCCUGCCACAUACACGUGGAGCAGGCCGGACAGACCUCUCCCGGACACCGCUGUGGUGAACGUCACUACAGGAUUCUUGACAAUCACCAGAUUCAUUUGGGAAGACCGCGGUAAUUACACUGUCGUCGCCGAGAACUAUCUAGGCAAUUCGUCGGUCGCGAUUGUCACUAUGGAAACCUGGUAUGGAACUCCGUGGCCCCCUAAUGUAAAUGGCUUUAAUAGCUCGCUGAGCCCAUCUGAAAUCACGAUGGUUGCAGUGGGCACAACGCUGGGCGUCACGUUUUUAGUGUGUGGAGGACUGGGAUGCUGUAGAUGCUGGUGGGUCAAGAGAAGACAUCGACGCGCCAAGAUGCAGAACAGACGGUUGUCCUUCCACCCGUUUAUCUUAGAUCGCGUUUACCCUUUGGAGCAGCCGCCUCCGUCUGUACCAGCCCGUCCACAGUUCAUGAAGUACGAAGUGAACAGGCAGGACUUGGAGCUGGGGGAACAGAUCGGCAGGGGCGCCUUCGGUGUCGUCUACCUGGCGACUCUGAAGAGAACUGCAGCCGGGCUGGCCACGAACAGAACAGUUGUGGUCAAGACUGUUCACGAUUGCGCCAGUGGUGAAGAAAAGUCGACAUUUGUGCAUGAGAUCGAGACGACCAUCAAUCUGGGAGAACACAGGAACUUGCUGGGUCUGGUUGGGUGCUGCACGCUGACUGACCCGCCUUACCUGGUCACGGAGUACCUGCCGUACGGAGACCUCAAGAACUUCCUGCUCAAGUGCCGACAGCCGCAGGCGAACAGCGUCUAUGACAUGACGGAUUUGAAGAUGUACCAGAUCGGACGUCAGAUAGCAAACGGCAUGGUCUUCAUAUCUGAGGCUGGGUUCGUGCACGGAGACCUGGCAGCCCGGAACGUGUUGGUUGGAGAGGGCCUUCUGGUGAAGAUCGCAGACUUCGGGCUGGCCACAGACGUCUACGAGCGAGGCUACCAGCGGCAGGACGCUGAGCAGAGGAUACCCUUGAGGUGGAUGGCGCCGGAAAGGCUGCUGAGGGAGGGGCGCUAUACUAGCAAGAGCGACGUUUGGUCGUUCGGAGUGGUGCUGUACGAGAUCGCGACGCUAGGGGACGUUCCUUACCCGAGUCUGGGCAGCAUCCUGCUGGAGGAACUGCGCAGGGGACGACGGGAGCAGCGCCCACAGGAUUGCCCCGGGGAACUGUACAACAUGAUGCUGAGCUGCUGGCAGUGGGACGAGUUCAGCCGCCCGGAGUUCCAGCAGCUGUACCUGGAGCUGGACCGGCUCGUGGAGACCAACGCUGACGUCAGCUACCUCAAGCUCUCCUCGGCUUCUUCAGACGACGAGAAGAGUUCAGGAAUCUUCACAGACAGCCAGACGUCUUCCCGGCAAAGUCUGGAAGCCGCCGGCACCUCCGGAACAUCUGAAGCACCGGAGGUACUCGAAGAAAGCAAAACCGAGGCUUCUCAACCAUCUCAAGAUGAUCCACCGCAAUCGGGGAGAUCACCGACAGAUCGUGCCAAGGUCGGCGGGGAUUCGUACGUCUACUACAAGGUUCCACCCAAGCACAGCCACAUGAAAGAGCGGCCGGGAAGCGGUCAAGUCAUCGGCGAAGAGCAGAUAGUAGCAAAUUUUGACCCCACCCAGACGGAGACGACGUACCUUUGAAUCUCCUGAACCUGAAAUCAUUCCAUUCGACUUGCCAUAAAUCUCGUUCCAAAAUGCCUCGACAAGGAAAAAUCAGUAGUUGCGUUCAGAACAACUGUGGCGACGCAAUAAAUGUUUCCGUUGUGAAGAGGCUGAAGUGAGAGACAACAGGGAAAAUCGCAAACAUAAAACCUCAGUAAAUAUAUCACAAUUUACGUACCAAGAAAAUCGGUACAGUGUCUCCAAAAACGAUUCAUCUACUACAGCAUGUACAAAUCCAGAAUACUGGAACUACAUCCAUGUAUCCACUGUACUUAAGUGGACUUGCAAGUACUAGUACAUUAUCAGCCUUUUCGCGUUACUAAUUAAGUAUGUUAUUCUUACCAUGAAAAUGAGGAAUCUUAGCGUUUGAAAAUGAAGAUUGUAUUUGAUUUACUUGUACAGUGUCUCCAAAACGAUUCACCUUCAAUAUGUACAAAUCCAGAAUACUGGAACUACAUCCAUGUAUUCACUGUACGUAAGUGGUCUUGCAAGUACAUUAUCAGCCUUUUCGCGUUACUAAUUGAGUAUGUUAUUCCUACAAUGAAAAUGAGGAAUCUCAGCGCUUGAAAAUGAAGAUUGUAUUUGAUUUACUUAAAUUACUAUGAUCUUGCUUGAAUUCCGACCUGUCCCACUCCGAUUUUGAGUUAAUGUUAUCAAGCUUUCUGUUAAUUCAAAUAGACAAUUUGAUGUAUAAAGGAACAAAGUUGAUUUAUUUAAUUUUAUUUAACGUAUGUCCAUCACUAAUUUUCAGUUCACCCUAUGUUUCCUUUCUGUUAGUUCAAAGUUAAGAUUUGUUGUAUAUUUCUAUUGUUAUAUUUAGUAUUGUUUUGAUAUGGACUCCAGGACGACUAGUGAUUUAUUACUAAAUGCAGAUCUUGAUAAACCAAACCAAACCAAAAGAUAACAUUUUGUGGCGCAAUCGGCAAUAUGUCCGAUUCAUAACCUAGAGGUUUGGGGUUCGAAUCCGUUGAUGCAAGGAUCAGACAUCGGCUUUUAAAAUUAGUCGCUUAUUAAAGGAAAAGCGUCGAUGAUGUUUCGCUCAAGAUACUAUCCCUUGGUCACUAUGUAUCAAUCUGAAUCGUAUAAACUAUA
Molecule: messenger RNA, 4133 nt
Organism: Branchiostoma floridae (Florida lancelet)
Lineage: Eukaryota; Metazoa; Chordata; Leptocardii; Amphioxiformes; Branchiostomatidae
Product: fibroblast growth factor receptor 2-like
Exons: 14
Coding region: 453-3020 (855 amino acids)
Biological process (GO): positive regulation of kinase activity; cell surface receptor protein tyrosine kinase signaling pathway; protein phosphorylation
Cellular component (GO): signaling receptor complex
Molecular function (GO): transmembrane receptor protein tyrosine kinase activity; ATP binding
Source: RefSeq, a predicted model, not a curated record